GGGUCAAUCGUGAACGAAUCUCCGCGGCGAGUAGAUCAGUAUCUUCUUCGGCCGAUGAAAUUUUCUAUAGUGAAAAGUGCAAGACACAAUGUCGGAAGAGUCUGAAGACAUGAUUACACAGGGCAACCAUAAUUUCAGCAAUCAAUUCACCAAAGCGAUUUAUGGACUGCGUUACGUUAUGAUUUAUUUGGGAGUUUGGCCAGGACAAAAAUAUCAAAACUGGUACCGUUUCAUCUGGUUUUUUCAUUCGGCGAGUUUGAUAUUUCUAGCUACUGGUUCAGUAGGUGGUCUCGUCAUGCUCAGACACGACGUGAAUAAACUCAUCAACAACUUAAGUAUGUCAAGUCCAAUGAUACUCAUUUUCUGUAAGUGGCUUACAUUUUCUUCGCGUAAGAAACUGUGCGAAAAGCUUAUGCGAUCCAUGGACGAAGAUUGGGUCAAGUUGAGAAAAGGUACUUUGAUUUAUAAAAGUGUGCCGGAGUCUCAACGAAUAAUCACCAAUCAUUAUCAAGCUUCGAAUGCUUUCGUCUACACCUUUUUGAUCGUAGCUACGAUUGCAACCAUUAAUUUUGCGACUGAUUCCCUUCUUUCUCUAAACCAUCGCGGCAACAAUACUGAUCAGUAUAACCUCUUGCCAAUGCCAUACAGCUGGUAUCCUGUCGAUUACAACCGAUCAGUUUAUAUUAUUCAGUUCUUGGUCGUCGCUCAAAUAAUUAGUAUGGUAGCAACAUUUCUGGCAACAACUGCAAUAGAUGGCUUCUUCGUUACUGCGAUUCUCCACGUGAGCAGUCAACUCAAGAUUCUGAAACAUUUCGUUAAAGGAAUCACUUAUGAACCGUCACACCCUGAACAUCACAAGACGCAGAUUAGAGAAAUGGUAAAACGUCAUCAGGUGCUGUUGAACGUAGCUGCCACGCUGCAAGACUGUUACAGUCUCAUUGCUCUGCAGCAUGUAAUGGCAUGUAUGUUUGCUCUUUGCUUCCUUGAGUAUUCAUUUCUCAUGGAACUACAAGAAAACGGACCGAGCAAAACAGUUCUCUUAAAGUUUGGACUUUUCGUUAUCGGAUCACUGGAGACUGCCUUUAUCUAUUGUUUUGCCGGUGAUUCGUUGACCAAUCAAGGUUUUGCUCUCGGAUUGGCGAUCUACAGUUGUAAAUGGUACAAUUUCGAAAGAUCCAUAAAUCUCUCAUUGUCAAUAAUAAUUAUGAGAGCACAGAAGCCGAUUGAGAUUAGCGCUGUCCAGUUUUUUCCACUGACGUUAGAAAAUUUCACAGUCAUAGUCAAGGUAGCUGCAUCAUAUCUUUCUACUCUACGAGCUUACAGUAUGGCGGAUGCUUAGAGAAAUCUCAGCCAUUCAAUGAAUGCAGGACAAAAGAAAACUAAUGGGAACACCGAUUGAGCAAGCUGCAGAAUAAAUUAAGUAGAAUAUGGAAUGCAGAAAACACGUGCAUCUAUUGAG
Messenger RNA from Diprion similis, 1459 nucleotides. RefSeq names its product odorant receptor 22c-like. Gene Ontology annotation, cellular component: plasma membrane. NCBI's taxonomy places the organism in Eukaryota, Metazoa, Arthropoda, Insecta, Hymenoptera, Diprionidae. Gene Ontology annotation, biological process: sensory perception of smell; detection of chemical stimulus involved in sensory perception of smell. The coding region runs from base 89 to 1339 and encodes 416 amino acids. The transcript has 7 exons. Gene Ontology annotation, molecular function: odorant binding; olfactory receptor activity. The record is from RefSeq and is a predicted model, not a curated record.